AUGAAGGACCAAUGGGGCACACCCGAAGAUUGUCUAUCUCCUGCCGCAUCCGACGAUGAGAUCAUCACAUCUGCUCCUGCUGAGGAUGAUUCCAACACGCCCGCCCGUCCCCUUUCUAACGCUGCCGCUCCCGAGUCCGUACCCGACACUAACCCAUUUCUGCGGAAACCUUCAUUGAACUGGAGGGCUCCUUCAUUCUCUGCGUAUGCUACUCAACCAACGACUCUCCUCUCUGCGCCUACGUCUAUCCCAUUUGUGCCCACCGUGCAUGCACACACAUCCAAUUCUUCCGCAUCUACAACCCCCGCCCCCACCCCCGCUCCCGUACCAAUGCCGACAUCGGUCCCUCCACACCAUCCAGUCCCGCUACCUACAUCCACUCCGCCUGUACCCUUGCCAUUGUCGAAAUCAGUGCCGAUGCACCAGCCAAUAUCGCUACCCACGUUUACUCCGCCUGUAGAGCAACGUACACAGGAAUCAACUCCGGAAAAGCCGCAGAAAAGCAAGAAAAAAGAGAAGGAAAAGCUGAAAGACCAGAAUAAGUGGAGAGUAAAAGGGUACGUAAACGAACCGCAGCUGAGCGCUCAGAACGGAGCUACCAUGAGCGGCCUGAAGGGUGCCGGGCCAUACAACUCCCUCUACAGAGCGCAGACCGGCACUUCGGCACCUUUUGUUCCUCCUCCUGUGAAGGUGAAGAAGACCCCCAGCCAUUCCAAACAACCCGUAGCAUCGUCUUCUCGCACACAGUCGAUCAAUAUGGAUUUUGCGGAUCAGUAUGGAGCUAAUUUACCUUCGCCCUCGAGUAACAAGGCAUCAGAUCCAUCAAAACACACUCGCUCCGAAUAUGAGAGCAGAAGUUAUGAUAGCUUGACUUCUUCCGCACCCUCGCCUACGCCCAUAUCUGCCAGCACGAGAUCGCGCGCUGGAUCAGCACAUCUUCAGGGCCAGACAACUCCAACCACUUCUCAAAGCUCGUCGUCGCAGGAAUACAAACAUGAAGGAGAAUUCAAUCCUCCGCCUCCGCCUCUUCCGAAAUCAAAUCGAGGGCAGGAGCGCGAGCACAGAAACUCGAGGCAAAAAUCUGCACAUGUAGACCGUAUGGAUUUCAAGCAAGAUGACUCGACGCAGUGCUCCAUUCAAACGCCCUCUUCCUCGUUCUCCGCCUCCACGCCGACAUCGCACUAUGAGCCGCUAUCUUCACCUGCACGAGUGCCUUCGCCUUCUCGAUCUGCCCGGACACGUCACUCCACAGCAGGAACGCCUUCGGCGCCCAAGUUCCGCAUGGUUACCGUUCUCAUCGACGAUAGGCGCAGUGGGAUCGACGAGCUGGCGGAGAUCAAGGUGCCGCUGAAGCCGGCGGAUGAUGCCGAGGGCGGGUAUUGGGCGGACGCUGGGGACGUUUGUGAGAAAUUACAGACUGGGCCGUCUAGGAUUGAUGGUCCUGCCAAGGUAUAUGCGAUGCGUGGGAAAUAUCGACAGACAUUUUUGCGCAUAUCAGCAGACAACGUCGAGACCAGCCAGUCUGCAAAUUUGAGGGUCGCAAAUGAUAAGACUCUGGCAGUUUUUGUAGAGGGCGUAUGUAUUCGUAUUCGUAUCCUAGUUGUAUUCAGCACGAUUGAUCUGACCGCCGGUGGUGCACAGUUGGCAGUUCCGCAGUCUGCAGUUAGUGUGGAUAGUCGUGCACCGACAUUGCGCUCCGUGUCGAUCCCCAGCACUGAUAUUCAAAUGAGCCCUCCGUCACCGGUGUCGGUCACCCAUGGAUUCCGUCAUUCUCAUCCCCUCACACCGUUCUCGACGUCUGGCAUGAGCACCCACGGUAGUCCACGACGCAGUGAGAGCCGCACGAGCAACAAGCGCAAGCGGGCGUCUUCCAGGGAGUCUAGGGACAUUUACGAUACGCCCGCACAGUCCCCAGCUUAUCCCCCCAGUCCGCGGCCGCACCAUUCACAGAGCUCGAAGCACACUCAUCACGAGCGUUAUUCUCCUGGCGAUGAGGUGGAGGAGAUCUUUACAUCAAGCCUUCCCAAUGAUGUGCCGCCUAAAAAGCCGAAGCGGGAGCGUUCUCAUAUGUCUGUCGACCUGUCGCGAGCUGAAGAAAGCACCAGGCGCUCUCAGACCCCUCAUCAGCAGGUGGAUGGGCGCGCACAAGCGCUUGUUGAAGAGCAUGGGCACCACAGGGCUUCGUCUGUGACAGUGACACCGAACACUAGCAUGUCCCGCAUAGAGUCUGUGACACCUGCCAGCAGUCCGAAGAAAUCAAAAUCAAAGCGCAAGUCACGGUCUCGUUCUAUCACGAUAGAUGCUCCGCCGGGCUUUCCAUCGCCACCGAAUACAGACCACGUGGUAUCGGAAUACAUGCGCAAGGUUGUUGAACAACAAGAAGGAUGGGAUGAGUUCAACACCAUGAUGGAACAAAAGAUGAGUCACGCAGAGUCGAUAAAGCAGUAUUGGUUCGUGCAAAGCAUCAUGGACAAGUUCGUUGGAGGGUGGACUCCUAUGGACUUGGGCGAGUAUCAGGGGCAACAGAUCAAGCUGGAGCACGUGGCUGCUGCUAUGGACAUUUCGGUGGAAUGGUACCAGCAUUGCAGGCUGACUCUCGAACUUCUGAUCAAGUACGGUAAAGGAGGCACUCGAUACGAAGAUGAGCGGGUUAUGGCCUCUGCGGCAGACCAGACGCCCGUAGUGCCUGACGGCAGCUUUGCCAUGGAUUUGAUUGACCUCCUGUGUGCUGUUGAUACGGAAUGGAAACGGAACACCCAGUCUUCUGGCAGUUAG
Molecule: messenger RNA, 2775 nt
Organism: Heterobasidion irregulare TC 32-1
Lineage: Eukaryota; Fungi; Basidiomycota; Agaricomycetes; Russulales; Bondarzewiaceae
Exons: 4
Coding region: 1-2775 (924 amino acids)
Source: RefSeq, a predicted model, not a curated record